GUGCUUGUGGGUGCCCCAGUGCGGCGGCUGCUCAGCCCGCCCGGCCGUCCCGCUCGACGAAACUUUGCCCUCCGCCGACCCCCGGUAGGGAUCGGGGGGCUGCAGCGGGCAGCCCCUAUCGGGAGGCUGGCAGGAGCCCUCUUCUCCUCCCUUCGUAGGCAAGGGGGUUUCUCUGAAGUUUAGCCUGUCAGAGAAGCUUUAGGAGGCGGUGAGGAUCCUACGCUGGGCAACUAAACUUUCGUAAGAUCUGGCAUUGCUUGGAGACUGGUUACUGGUACUGUAACAGGCACUGCCACUUACCGUUGCGUUUUUUCUUAAUUAUUUUCUGAUCUCCUUAGCAACUGAAGUAAUUUGCAAGGUUUAAACUAGGGUGCAGCGUGAUUUACAAAGGCACAUGGCAAAAAAGGAUGCAUUUGUUGUUUUACUGGUGCCUAUUUCCCUUGUACUCCCUCAAGAGAGGUAAGAGCUGCAGAGUGUUGACUUCAUGUAGCUGAUACUGCCGUAAACAGACUGCUGAUGAUUAGUCCAACUCAGGCUCCGUGCAAUUAGCACGAAGCUAACUGCACAUACAAUCUGUGGCAAGAAGCACUGGGAGACACCUAAGAGGCAAUGACAAUGUCUUUAACCUGGUGGACAAUUCCUACUCAACUUGGAGUUUUUAAAGUGAACUGCAGAGGACUGGCAUGCCUCUUGGUCUUCACAAUGAGCGUUUGUGGCAGUGCCCCGGGGAUGUGCCCAGCAGCCUGCAUCUGUGCCAGUGAUAUCAUAAGCUGCACCAAUAAGAACCUCUCUCGAGUGCCAGGAAGUCUUUAUAAAUGUAUGAAAAGGCUGGAUCUGAGUUACAACAGAAUUGGGUUUUUAGAGCCUGAAUGGGUCCCAGCACUGUUUGAGAAACUGAACACUUUAAUAAUCAAUCAUAAUAGCAUUAGCAGCAUUAUCACUGGAAGCUUUUCCACAACCCCAAAUCUGAAGUACCUAGACUUGUCUUCCAACAGCCUGAAGACGCUGAGCAGCCCCGUGUUUCAGGAGCUAAGGGUGCUGGAGGUUCUCCUGCUGUACAACAAUCAGAUUACACAAAUAGAGCCCCCAGCCUUUGGAGGAUUGUACAAAUUACAGAAACUGUACUUAAGUUAUAACUUGCUCUCACAUUUCCCACUGGACUUGUACACUGGAAAACAUAAGCUGACAGACCUUGUGUUGCUGGACAUUUCCUUUAAUCACAUCCAGUUGAUGCCUGUUCAGCGCCUGAGUUCAGUGCCGGCCAAACAUCUUAGUGGAAUUUAUCUUCAUGGCAACCCAUUUUAUUGUGACUGUAUGCUGUACUCCAUGCUAAUCUUCUGGUAUCAGAGGCACUUCAGUUCGGUGGUGGACUUCAAAAAUGAGUACACCUGUUUGUUGCAGUCAGACCCAAAAGGUUACAAUAAACUGCCUUUACUGCACGAUAACUUCCUGAAUUGCUCUGAAAGCACCGUCAACAGCUCUUUCCAAGCCUUUGGGUUUAUUCAUGAUGCCCAGGUUGGUGACAGGCUGAUUGUACACUGUGACAGCAGAAUCAGUGAUGCGGGCACACACUUUGUUUGGGUUAGUCCCGACAAUAGAUUGCUGGAGCCAGACAGGGAGACCAACAACUUUAAGGUAUUCCGUAACGGCAGCCUGGAGAUAACUGAUGCCCAGCUAGAGGACUCAGGGCUGUAUUCCUGCAUCGCAAUAAAUAAGAAAAGACUAUUAAAUGAGACCAUAGAGGUUAGAAUAAAUGUUAGCAAUUUCACAGUGAAUAAGUCCCAUGCUCAUGAAGCAUUUAAUACAGCUUUUACCACCCUUGCUGCCUGUGUAGCCAGUAUUGUUUUAGUACUGCUGUAUCUCUAUCUGACCCCAUGUCCAUGUCAAUGUAAAGCAAAAGGGAGGAAGAGGAAGCUGAACCAAAGCAGUGCCCACUCAUCCAUACUGAAUUCCACACUGCCACAAGAGCUGCCAGCUGAUGAGAAGAAGGCUAGUACUGGUAAACGGGUGGUUUUCCUGGAACCCGUGCAUGAACCAAAACACAGUCAGAACGGGAAAGUAAAACUGUUUCCUAAUGACAAUAUUAUUGCUGAGAGUAUCUUAAAAACAACUCGAACAAAAUCUGACUCAGAUUCUGUCAACUCUAUGUUCUCAGAUACACCUUUCAUGCCGUCAGCUUAGUUUGCUGCCUGUGUUUGUAUUGUGCAGUUACAUUUCUGAAUACCUCCUUUGUUUGUAGCAACCAUCAGGAAAAAAAUAAAAAGAAAGAAAAUGUUUUAAAGUAA
Pezoporus occidentalis (night parrot) is the source of this 2285-nucleotide messenger RNA. It is a transcript of the gene AMIGO2, whose product is annotated as adhesion molecule with Ig like domain 2. NCBI's taxonomy places the organism in Eukaryota, Metazoa, Chordata, Aves, Psittaciformes, Psittacidae. The transcript is spliced from 2 exons. Gene Ontology annotation, molecular function: protein binding. The record is from RefSeq and is a predicted model, not a curated record. Gene Ontology annotation, cellular component: membrane. Gene Ontology annotation, biological process: brain development. Bases 610 to 2181 code for a protein of 523 amino acids.